CUGAAAGCACAUUUUUUUGUCUUCAACGUCCCGGUGUAGUACCGUAGAACAAUACAUUUUGAUCACAGUCAGUCCAAUACUUGAAAUUACAAUAAACACCAGCGCAUCGCAGAUCAAAUGAAGGCGCAACAAAAUGCUGCAUGUGGAAAAUGUCAUUUCAACGGAGACACAAGAUGGAAGAGAGCGACUGACACCGAAACACUAUGAUCUGCCGCAAAAUAUAUGUAUCCCAUUGUAUCCCAUUGUAUCCCAUUGUAUCCCAUUAGGUCGAGCCUAGAGCUUUCGAGCCACUUAGAUGCCAACAUGAACUUCAACACCGCCAUUACCAAUACACCAAUACCUACGCCAAAGUUGUCCAUGCAUGACCAGUUCAUUCCUUCCAAACCGGCGGUAUCGGUUGUAGUUCCUCCGUUUCAGUCGUACCUGCAACGGGCCGGAGAGGGGGACCAAGAGGCGAUGGAGCACCUCAUCGAGCUGCACACGUCCGGGAGGGGUGGCGCCAAGCAGGACAUUGUCGAGCUCUGUCGUUGGAUGCAUUGCUACCUUCAGGUCGACCGCUUGACCGGGAGGCGCCCGAGAAAUCCCAUUUCCACCCGGUGCUAUCUGUACGCCUACGGGAAGUUCCUCCUCGGCUCUACCACCAACAGCAGCUUCCCUGACUCGCAGCGGAGGCUCCCCCCCUCCCUGAUAGAUCCAAGAAAGGGAUCCCUGCUCCUGGAGCGGGCUGCCCACGAGUUCAACUGCGAGCGAUCCAUCAAGAUCCUUGGGAGCGAGCUGCACAUGACAGGCCUGUACCACCCGGAGGUCCCCCAGAACUUCGAGAAGGGCCUGUACUGGCUGGCAAGGGGCGUGCGCAACGGGAACGGAAAAGCGGCUUUCGAUCUGGCCAUGGCCUUCAACAUGGGUGUGAUCGCUCCUACAAACCGGGAGGUUGAGAAGAAGUGGUUCGAGAUCGGUGCCCGGCUGGGCUGCACCGAGGCGAGGGACGGGUUGGCCCAGCUCCGCAAGGCGCCGGUGCGGACCCAAUCAGAGGCCCGGAAGCUGCUCCGGCACCUCGGCAAGGAAAAGAACAUCACGAACUACCUCACGACGGAUCGCACAACGAGGUGUUCCAACCCGGGCUGCGACAUGGUCGAACAGGAAGGCGAGCGAUUCUCGCUCUGCGAGAGCUGCAAGCAGGUCAAGUACUGUAGCCGCGAGUGCCAGUCCGCCCAUUGGAGGGAGGGGGGGCACAAGAAGCGCUGUUCGGUGCUCAAGUACGGAAAGGAGCAGAUGAAGGAAGCGAACCGCAAUAUCGCUCUUCCCUUUGCCAACAUCUGCUUCAACCCGGCCUGCGCCAAGCCCCAGCCAAAAGGGGUGGUCUUCUCGAUCUGCGGAAGUUGCAAGGUGGCCAGGUACUGCUCUAGGUCCUGCCAGGUGAUCCAUUACAAGAACGGCCACAAGGGCCCCUGCAGUACCAUCUGCACCUACAUAAAGGAGGGGGACAAAAUCCUGGGGGAGCUGGCGGAUACGUGACGGAACGCAACGAAGAAACAACAAACUACUGGUGUACCUCCUCGGUAUUAUUCUUAAACAGCCAAGGAAGACGAUGAUUCGGGUCGAGUGCUACAACACUAAGACCAGCUAGAUAAUCCAUGAAACAUCAAAGAAUAUACUUCUACUUCACCGCAUUAAGAUGUACGAGCACUACUUGAACUUAAUACAGUAGUCGAUAUGAAUGAACCGCUUCCCAACUUCGCCUCGGUUCCCCAAAUCAAAGUUCACAGUUUUUCAGGAGUUGAAAUCUCUUCUACACUAUCCCAGAACAAAUCCCACUCAGAAAAAAUAGUCGUAAGUGUUCUUAGGAACGUUAUGUGCAGUUGGGAACAUAAAAAAACAUUCUUCGAGUUUUUCAGUAGUUGAAAACUCUUCUACCUAUCCCAGAACAAAUCCCACUCAGAAAAAAUAAUCGUAAGUAUUCUUGGGAACGUUAUGUGCAGUUGGGAACAUAAAAACAUUCUUUGUUU
This is a messenger RNA of Pseudo-nitzschia multistriata, 2006 nucleotides long. NCBI's taxonomy places the organism in Eukaryota, Bacillariophyta, Bacillariophyceae, Bacillariales, Bacillariaceae. The record is from the annotation of a GenBank genome assembly.